AUGAGGGCUCUGCUGCUCCUGGGGGCUCUGCUGGUGAGCUUGGAGUCAGCGCUUUCGGCUCCACCUUGGAAAGCCCCCAAGGAACAUAAGUUCAGAGCGAGUGAGCACACAGUGGUUCUCACUGUCACCGGGGAGCCCUGCCACUUCCCCUUCCAGUACCACGGGCAGCUGUAUCACAAAUGCAUCCACAGAGGCCGGCCCGGCCCCCGACCCUGGUGUGCUACCACCCCCAUCUUCGAGAAGGACCAGCGAUGGGCAUACUGCCUGGAGCCCAAGACAGUGAAAGACCACUGCAGCAAACACAACCCCUGCCGGAAGGGAGGGACCUGUGUGAACAUGCCAAAUGGCCCAAGCUGCAUCUGUCCAGAUCACUCUACUGGGAAGCACUGCCAGAGAGAGAAGUGCUUCGAGUCCCAACUUCUCCGGUUCUUCCAGGAGAAUGAAAUAUGGCAUAGGCUUGAGCGGGCAGGUGUGGCCAAGUGCCAGUGCAAGGGUCCUAAUGCCCACUGCAAACCAGUGGCCAGCCAGGUCUGCCGCACCAACCCGUGUCUCAACGGGGGCAGCUGCCUACAGGCAGAGGGCCACCGCCUGUGCCGUUGCCCCGCGGGCUACGCGGGACGCCUGUGCGACGUGGAUCUCAAGGCGAUCUGCUACAAAGACCGCGGGCUCGACUACCGCGGCGUGGCCCAGACUACGCUCUCGGGCGCACCCUGUCAGCCGUGGGCCUCGGAGGCCACCUUCUGGAAUGUGACUGCAGAGCAAGCGCUGAACUGGGGACUGGGCGACCACGCCUUCUGCCGAAACCCGGACAACGACAUUCGCCCAUGGUGCUUCGUUUGGAGAGGCGACCAACUGAGCUGGCAAUAUUGCCGCCUGGCACAGUGUCAGGCCCCAAGCAAGGCGGAGCCCCAAAUCACUCCUCCGACCCGGAUCUCCUCUGGGCCCCAGGACUUCCCCUUGCCCUCCCUUUCGGCUUUGCAGAAGGCUCAGCCCACACCCCAGACCCCGCCUCAACCCCUGACCUCAGCCUGGGCUCAUCCUACGGCCUGGUGCGCGCCGCCGGAGCAGCGGAUCCCCCUGCCUAGCGAGCGCCCGGCGGGCUGCGGUCAGCGCCUCCGAAAACGGCUGUCCUCGCUGAGCCGCGUCGUCGGGGGACUGGUGGCCCUCCCUGGGGCCCACCCCUACAUCGCCGCGCUGUACUGGGGCCAAAAUUUCUGCGCCGGCAGCCUCAUCGCCCCCUGUUGGGUGCUGACCGCGGCUCACUGCCUGCAGAACCGACCCGCUCCCGAGGAGCUGACGGUGGUACUUGGCCAGGACCGCCAUAACCAGAGCUGUGAUCAGUGCCAGACGCUGGCCGUGCUCACCUACCGCCUGCACGAAGGCUUCUCGCCCAUCACCUACCAGCACGACCUGGCCCUGGUGCGACUGCAGGAGAGCGCGGACGGCUGCUGCGCGCACUCGUCGCCUUUUGUUCAGCCGGUGUGCCUGCCGAGUAGCGCCGCCCGCUCCGCCGAACCCGAAGCCGCACUCUGCGAGGUGGCCGGCUGGGGCCACCAGUUCGAGGGGGCGGAGGAGUAUGCCAGCUUCCUGCAGGAGGCUCAGGUUCCGCUCAUCAGUCCCGAGCGCUGCUCCGCCCCCGACGUGCACGGAGACGCCUUCACUCCUGGCAUGCUCUGCGCUGGCUUCCUCGAGGGCGGCACCGACGCGUGCCAGGGUGACUCCGGGGGCCCGCUGGUGUGUGAGGACCAGACGGCAGAGCAUCAGCUCAUCCUGCGAGGCAUCGUCAGCUGGGGCUCAGGCUGUGGCGACCGCCAGAAGCCGGGUGUGUACACCGACGUAGCCAACUACCUGGCCUGGAUUCAGGAGCACACUGCUUCCUGACGGACCAGGGACUCGUCUUUCCUUCCUGCUCAAUUCUAGAAUGGAAGGGUGGCUGGGGUAAGAUCACAGACAGCAAGGAUUGUGUUCCAUUCCCAAGGCUGCCAGCCCAGCACCAGGCAUGGCAUUGGCACUCAAUAAAGUGCUUUUGAAAAUGC
This is a messenger RNA of Camelus dromedarius (Arabian camel), 2036 nucleotides long. It is a transcript of the gene F12, whose product is annotated as coagulation factor XII. NCBI's taxonomy places the organism in Eukaryota, Metazoa, Chordata, Mammalia, Artiodactyla, Camelidae. The record is from RefSeq and is a predicted model, not a curated record. Gene Ontology annotation, biological process: zymogen activation; blood coagulation. The coding region runs from base 1 to 1881 and encodes 626 amino acids. The transcript has 14 exons. Gene Ontology annotation, molecular function: serine-type endopeptidase activity; calcium ion binding. Gene Ontology annotation, cellular component: rough endoplasmic reticulum; extracellular region.